CGUUGUAUUCGAAUACGAUGCUUGCAGUCAACAGUAAAUCUUGGCUUGGAGCCAGCAGGUCUGCUGAAGACUGCAGAGACCAGACUUGGAAAUAAAACGGUGCGAGGUCAGCCUUGGGCGCAUUGAUAAGGGGAACUGAUCGGGUCUGGAAUUCGCUGCCAGGGGAGUUGGACGGCUGGAGAAACAAAGGACUGCAGAUGCUGGAAUCUGGAUGAAAAACACGACGAUGCUGGAGGAACUCAGCAGGCCAGGCAGCGUCCGUGGAGAAAAGCAGGCGGUCGACGUUUCGGGGGAAGUAAUGCAAAGUGGUGGAGGCAGUGAAAGAGUAACUGUGUUCAGUUCUGGGCACCACCAUCAGGAAGGACCAAGUGCUCUCAGACGGAGUGCAGAGCAGAUUAACAUGCUACCAUGCCUGAAGAGAGAAGUUUACGAGGGCAGGUCUGGAUGGUGCAGGCAAUGCUGACGCCUUCUGUCCAUCCCAUUCCCACUGGAGAACCUUGGGCCGCUGAUGUCAGGAAGAAUUCGACAGGAAGAGCUGACUGAUUCUCCCAAUCUGUAACCUUUGGACGAAAAACACGACGAUGCUGGAGGAACUCAGCAGGCCCGGCAGCAUCCGUGGAGAAAAGCAGGCGGUCGACGUCUCGGACCCCGACAGCGGGAAACCGACAGAAUAUCUGGGAUCGGACAAUGAUCAGGAGAUUGUGUUUCUGCGUGUCACUUCUCCAAGCUGUAGUGUCGGAAGAGUGGAGAGCUAACACUCCACAAGAUGUGACAGCGCAGAGGGGUUUGUGUGCCCAGAUUUCGUGCCUCUACAGUUAUCCAUCACGUCUGGCAAAUGAACCGCGGAAAGCCCUCUGGAUCAAAGGUGAAAAGUGGGGCCAUCCGGAUAUAGUCUUUCACUCCAGGGAUCACUAUCGAGAGAUCCCGAGAUUUCGCCAUCGGACCUGGCUGUCUGGAGACCUGAAAGACGGCGAUUGUUCCCUGAUAAUAAACGACGUCACAAGGGAAGAUGACGGUCAUUAUCAUUUCAGAAUUGAAUUCAACAAAUAUAAUUACAGUUACUUCCCUGCAACACAGCUCCACGUUUCUGCAACAGGGCGAAGGUUGCAGGAAAGUCUGGUCAUUCUGUUGGCUGCUGCAGGGGUUGUCUUCCUGAUCAUCUCAUCAGCUGUGAUCUGCCUCAUUCUCAAGGCCCGACAGAGAACGGACAGGCCACCAGGGGAUGCGUCAAGACCUGCGUCAGAACACAACUCAGGAAUCAUGCCUAUGAGAGAGAGACACAAGCCGGAUGGACAUUAUGAAACACAUCAGGCACGGUCUGAAAUGGCCCAGGAGAAAGCACAGAAGAAUCCGGAAACCACACUGAACCAUCAGAUGAAUCAACAUCAAGGUGAUGAUAUUUACGAAAACUGCAAGUUUGAUGCGAGUUCCAUAUAUGCAAAUUUAUAAUUGGAUCAAGAAUCAAAAAUGCAUUCUCUGGAAAUGGCACAGAAGAGUACAUUUGAAAUUCCACCUUACCUUCCAACGAAUUCACCCGGCCAGAAACAGUUUCAAUCUCCUUGCAAAAAAUGCCACCACUGCAGAGAGCUCACAUCAUCAAGCAAGAUCUGCUCAGGAUCUUCUUUGCUUAGUUUAACACCGUGUCCUGCUUCAGGACAGUCCCUCACUGUUGGGGGAAUCCUCUUCUCCAAUGAUUAAUGUCUGUAGAUGUCAUUGGAUUGUCCAGCAUGACAGACUGUCCAUGUUCUGUCUGAUGUGUCAGGGGUUUGAGUUAAUUUUUACUUUGUGUCUCACGUUGCAGUCUGUGAAUGUUUAGAUAUUGUCCUGAUAUUGAGAGGUGGAUUGGAGGGCAACGGGAUCGGGGAGAUGGGGAUAAUUUGGUGAAAAUCUUCUGUUUUUUUUUCUGUGCAGUUUAGUUUUAUGGUUGGAUUGUGCUAGACCCAGCCAGUGGCAUUCACCUCUCAUGGGAUGGGCAG
Molecule: messenger RNA, 1976 nt
Organism: Pristis pectinata (smalltooth sawfish)
Lineage: Eukaryota; Metazoa; Chordata; Chondrichthyes; Rhinopristiformes; Pristidae
Exons: 9
Coding region: 688-1449 (253 amino acids)
Source: RefSeq, a predicted model, not a curated record